AUGCGCAAGCUCAGUUCCUGGAUGAAGAUGGCGGCCGAUAAACAGAAGCAUCAUGACGGGAGGGUGAAGAUCGGCCACUAUAUCCUGGGGGACACGCUGGGAGUGGGCACUUUUGGCAAAGUCAAAGUUGGGAAACACGAGUUAACGGGACACAAGGUUGCAGUGAAAAUCUUGAACAGGCAGAAAAUUCGGAGCCUUGAUGUGGUGGGAAAGAUUCGUCGGGAGAUCCAGAAUCUCAAGUUGUUUCGGCAUCCCCAUAUUAUUAAACUGUACCAGGUCAUUAGUACGCCAACAGAUAUCUUUAUGGUAAUGGAAUAUGUUGCUGGCGGUGAACUCUUUGAUUACAUUUGUAAAAAUGGAAAGUUGGAUGAAAAAGAAUCAUGCCGCCUGUUUCAACAGAUCCUUUCUGGUGUUGACUACUGCCAUAGACACAUGGUGGUGCACCGAGACCUGAAACCCGAGAAUGUACUUCUCGAUGCACACAUGAAUGCAAAAAUUGCAGACUUUGGGCUCUCCAAUAUGAUGGCUGAUGGAGAAUUUUUGAGGACCAGCUGUGGGUCUCCAAAUUAUGCUGCACCGGAAGUAAUUUCAGGAAGACUCUAUGCAGGGCCAGAGGUGGAUAUAUGGAGCUGUGGUGUAAUCUUGUAUGCAUUAUUAUGUGGGACUCUGCCAUUCGAUGACGACCAUGUGCCAACACUUUUUAAGAAGAUCUGCGAUGGCAUCUUCUACACACCUCAGUAUCUGAAUCCUUCAGUAAUUAGCCUUCUGAAACACAUGCUGCUGGUAGAUCCCAUGAAAAGAGCUACUGUCAAAGAUAUUCGGGAACACGAAUGGUUUAAGCAGGACCUUCCAAAAUAUCUAUUUCCUGAAGACCCGUCAUACAGUACAAAUAUGAUUGAUGAUGAAGCCUUAAAAGAAGUUUGUGAAAAAUGUGAGUGUACAGAGGAAGAGGUUCUGAGCUGUCUCUACAGCCGAAACCACCAGGACCCGUUAGCUGUUGCCUACCACCUGAUUAUAGACAACAGGAGAAUAAUGAAUGAAGCCAAAGAUUUUUAUUUGGCUACGAGCCCUCCGGAUUCCUUUAUGGAAGAACCCAGUGUGUCUCGUCCCCAUCCAGAAAGAGUGCCCUUUUUAGUAGCAGAGUCUCCUCGACAGAGGCACACUCUCGAUGAGUUAAAUCCACAAAAGACCAAACACCAGGUUGGUUUAAGAAGAGCUAAAUGGCAUCUUGGGAUUCGAAGCCAGAGUCGACCAAAUGAUAUAAUGGCGGAGGUUUGCAGAGCAAUGAAACAGCUCGGCUAUGAGUGGAAGGUUGUCAAUCCAUACUACCUGCGUGUUAGAAGAAAGAAUCCGGUGACCAGCACACACACGAAGAUGAGCCUGCAGUUGUAUCAGGUGGAUAGUAGAACGUAUCUGUUGGACUUCCGCAGUAUUGAUGAUGAUGUGACCGAACCUAAAUCAGAAAGUGCCACACCUAGAAGAUCAGGAUCGGUCGGCAAUUACCGGUCGUCACAAAAGAGUGACACUGAUGGCGACGGUCAAGGAAAGUCAUCGGAUGGUUCCGGUCCCUCCUCUCUGACCUCCUCGGCGGAUUCCUCAAAUACUGAAUUCGUUCCCAGACCAGGAAGCCAUACCAUAGAGUUUUUUGAAAUGUGUGCAAAUCUAAUUAAAAUUCUUGCACGAUAGGCCCAGAGCAUUGGCCUUUGUCAUAUCGAGCAAUAAGCAUGCAGUAAAGUGUAGCCAAAUGCUUCCAGUUUUAAUCCAGUCAUUAUAUACAAAGAGCUGAAAGCAACAUCACAAAUGCAAUUUGCACAUAGAUCGGAAGACUUUGUUCUGUUAGAUUUAAGACCAUAAAGCUAAUGUGUGAUCAUUAUUUUUAAUAGAUAUAAAUGCCAUCGGAUAUAAAUUGUAUAUAUUUUUCAAGUUGGCAAACUUUUAAUUGCACAUUUUAUUGAACACUGGGCUAUGUUGCAUAAUUAAGAAACCUUUUUUUUUUUUCUUCCUUUCAUGUAUUUAAUCUUCACGCAAGUCUGGUUUCAGCAUGUGGCUGGGUGGCCAUAAUUGUGCAGCGGGAUACAUCUUAAAAUUGUUUAAUGACUAGGCCGGGGCCAUUUUGUAUAAAUGUAAACUUUUUUUUAUGUAUGUAAAGCCUGACACAAUGUUGAGGACAUUAUUGAACGUUUAGACAAUGCUGUGCAUCUGUUAAGCAGGUGCCCAUUUGGCAUUCAGUUGCCAUUGUGUGUUUCUUGCCUUUCUAGAUUGUUAAACAUAUCCGCUACAUUUGUGUUGCCAGCUUUUACAAGGAACACAUUUAACACAUCAAAGAAAAUUAGUAUUCAUUAGCAAAUUCCCCCUAAAAACAUUCCAUUUUUUUGUACAUUUUACUUCAGCCUUGGCAAAUGUUUUCUAACUUGUAUAUUGUCAUUAAGACUGAUCCCACCCGUUGAACUUGAACUCAUUUUAAACAGUGAAUGUGCAUUAAACGUGACUCUGAUUAACUUGA
This is a messenger RNA of Spea bombifrons (plains spadefoot toad), 2503 nucleotides long. RefSeq names its product protein kinase AMP-activated catalytic subunit alpha 1 (gene PRKAA1). Lineage: Eukaryota; Metazoa; Chordata; Amphibia; Anura; Pelobatidae. Gene Ontology annotation, biological process: intracellular signal transduction; protein phosphorylation. Gene Ontology annotation, cellular component: cytoplasm. Gene Ontology annotation, molecular function: AMP-activated protein kinase activity; ATP binding. Bases 1 to 1686 code for a protein of 561 amino acids. The record is from RefSeq and is a predicted model, not a curated record. The transcript has 9 exons.